AGCGGAUUGCCGAAGAGAUAGCACAACUUACGAGGAGUGGUCUCGAGGAAGAACGAUGACACAUGGUUAAAAGGACUACGACGGAGGGUGCUACGCAACUAGAGCACUAAUUAUUUUUGAGAAUGCAUGGAAUUACUUAAAAACAAGUGAGCAUCUUUGACUUUUUGAUCAUCUUUCUAAUCUAUCAAAAUUAUAUCCAAUAAAAUAGAUGGCCUUAGUUUCUUCACCAGUUGCCGAUGGCGAUGGAGCUUUCGAUGGGACGAGGAGGAGAGGGGGUCACACUCCCUCCACCUCCUCCACAGGCACCUUGGUGUCCGACGUCGGAUGGCGUGUCCUCUGCUCUGCAAGUAGCCUCUCAGAAAAGGUUGCCGAAAAGUUAGGCUACGACAAGUGGCUUUAUCUUGGUCGUGAUUUCAAUGGGAGAAGUGGGCAAGAGCUAUUGGAAUUGGCUAGCGGACCAGCCGGGAGGACGAAUUUUGCUUCUGGUGAGGAUUCUCAUUCUGGUGUACAACAAGCACUACAACAUCUUCCCGAAACACAAAACCAAGUUGUAGACCAACAAGUACUGUGUCAAGAGCAAUUCGACAAGUAUAUGGAAUGCUCUAAGAAAUUUUCCAUGACGGUCGAUAUGAUAGACUGUGAAGACAUCCAAUACAUUUUCCAGAAAUGUUUGAAAGAUACUAGGGCUGCAACUGAGGGAGCAGAGGGAGUGGAAGGGAAGGAGAAGGCCCGAGAUGUCUAGCGAUGCAAUUUCGUAGCUAGUUGUACUCCGUGUCUAGAUGACAGAUGUACGUAGCUAGUACUAUGUCUAUGCGUAUGCAGGUCUUGCCUCAUGCAGUAACUGUUGAAGUUGAAGAAGAUUCUUAAGGAUUCACUUACUGACGUCCUACUU
Molecule: messenger RNA, 892 nt
Organism: Amoebophrya sp. A25
Lineage: Eukaryota; Dinophyceae; Syndiniales; Amoebophryaceae
Source: the annotation of a GenBank genome assembly